Messenger RNA from Quercus lobata, 1657 nucleotides. RefSeq lists its product as uncharacterized. The transcript is spliced from 3 exons. Bases 235 to 1485 code for a protein of 416 amino acids. The record is from RefSeq and is a predicted model, not a curated record. NCBI's taxonomy places the organism in Eukaryota, Viridiplantae, Streptophyta, Magnoliopsida, Fagales, Fagaceae.
UAUUUUCCUCUUAAUUAAAUACUCCUACUUAUAUUUAUUUAUAUUUAUUUUUUGUUUUUUUAAACCAAAAAAAUAAAUACCUCAAUUAGUAAUAAGCAAUAAAAACACGUAGAAACAAUUACAACAACAACAAGAAUCCCAAAGAGACUGAAAUUUUUGUGAUUAGAGAAGAAAGGGCUCUGAGGAAAAGGAAAAAAAAAAAAAAAAGGUUAUUCCACGCCAGUAUCAUCAAUUAUGAGAUUUAAGAAAGGGAAUAAAGUGGAAGUAUUAAGCAAAAGGGAGGUGCCUUCAGGCUCCUGGCGUUGUGCUGAGAUUAUCUGCGGUAAUGGCCACAACUACACCAUUAGAUAUGACGGGUAUGAGCAGGCCAAUGGCAAGACUGUUUUGGAGAGGGUAUCCAGGAAGGCUAUUAGGCCUUGCCCUCCUCCACUUGAAAUCUCAGGGAGCUGGGUUCCUGGUGAUGUUGUGGAGGUGUUUGACAAUUUUUCUUGGAAAAUGUCAACAAUUUCUCAGGUUUUGGGGAAAAAUUAUUAUAAGGUGAGGAUACUUGGAUCCUCUCAGGAAUUUGAAGUCUUAAAGUUUGACAUCCGGGUGAGGCAGUCUUGGCAAGACAACAAAUGGGUUGUGAUUGGAAAGGGUUCUGGCAAUUUUGAAGAUGGAAAACAUGAUGAAAAUUCAACUCUGAAAUACAAUCUAAAUUUAAGCUCACAAGUUCACAAUAGAACCAUAAGGAUAAAAAUACGUGUAAAAGAUGACUGCUUUCCUGUUAAGAACAGAAUGAAUUUCCCAGAUUCCCACAUUGUUUCUUCUAAAACUUUGAAGAGAGGAUCGCCCUACUGCUACUCUGAAGUUGAAGCAUAUGCUGGAGUUGCCCAGAAAUUUAGAGCAAUAGAAAAAGAGGGCAGGUGUCACCGAUUGAAUGCUGCCAAUUCAUCCACAUUGCCCAAACAGGUAGAUGCUGAUGCUUUCCAGAGAGACAUGGUGGGUGAAGAAUGCAUAAAUGCUUCUUUUAACAACAAAACAACUGGGAUUUCUGAAGUGGAUGUAGAAAGGAGGAAACCAACUGGCGCUGUUGGUUGUUCAUUUGCAAUAAACUUAGAAUCAAAUUAUGAUGAUAGUGUUACAUCCUCUGUUGGUAGUUGUAGUGUCGCUAGCAACUGUUCCUAUAAGUUGCCUCAUCUUUCUGGAGGUUGUAUUGAUAAUGAUGAUGAUCAUUCUAGUGAUGCUGAAUCUUUUAGUCAGAGGGGAUACAAGGAAGUAAAUUUUCUCCUUCCUACAAAAGAGGAACUAGCAGCUGAAAUUCAUAGGUUAGAGUUGCAUGCCUACCGUUGCACUAUAGAGGCAUUGCAUGCUUGUGGACCUUUAAGUUGGGAACAGGAAGAAUUGGUGACAAAUCUUCGUCUUUCGCUCCAUAUAUCAAACGAUGAACAUUUGAUGGAGCUAAGAAACUUAGGUUCUGGUGUUACCAACAUUCCCAUUAGAUGACAGUGAAAUCUGGGAAAUUUUUACAUUGAAUUGAUAUCUUUUUCCCUCUAGAUGUAGGAUCUGAUAGACAUUUUCAUUAAUGGCCUCACGCAUUGUAAGAAGUAAGAUGAGAUGUUUGAAGUGUAUGUACCAUAAAGUAUAAAACAUGUCAAGCAAUGGAUUUUUCUAAGCU